Messenger RNA from Effrenium voratum, 2160 nucleotides. NCBI's taxonomy places the organism in Eukaryota, Dinophyceae, Suessiales, Symbiodiniaceae. The record is from the annotation of a GenBank genome assembly.
AUGGCAGGCUGCUGCGAUGCCAGCGCGCUGCCGAAGAACAUCCGACGAGAGUGGAUUGAGGAACUUACGUUGCAGACGUCACUCAACGCAUCUGAGGUGAAGGCCCUGUAUGCUCGCUUUAGGCGCUUGGCUCCGAAUGGCUUCCUUUUGCCUCAGCAGUUCCAGCGGACCAUGGGUGUUUUGGGGCUCUCAGAUGACGCGUUCCUUCCAGAACAUAUGUUUCGCGUGUUUGAUUCGAACGAAGAUGGCAUGCUGAGCUUCCACGAGUUUGCAACGGCCCUGGCCACGAUGAUUCGUGGCACGGAGGACGAGAAGCUGCGGCUGAGCUUCAACAUGGCGGCUGGCAAAUGCCAAGCAGAGCACCUUUCUCUGCAGGAUUUUCUUCAGCUUGUCCGCGCAUGCAAGGGGCUAACAUCCUCGCUUGUGGCGCUAUCCAAUGACACUUCCGAGAAGGAUGUGGAGCGCUUGUUCUUCGAGCUCGUUGGCACUAGCGAUGUCAUGACAUUUGAGACGUACAAGGCAGCAGCGCAGCAUGAGGGCUUCCUGAUGUCGUUGGGCCUGGCGAGGGGUCGAGCUGUGAGAACGCGUGUGGCUACUGGAGCUCAAACCGUGUCUCCGGUCAGCUCGCAAUCGCGUCAGGAUGCCUUUGUGGCUCUGGCAGACAUCACAGAAAUGCAUUCUCGCUUGAACCGUGUUGACGAGCUCCUUCACAAGAAGGCUGCUCAGACGGCAGACUUCAGCGAGGACACCCAUGUUGUCAACUUCGCCGACGCAUCUCCCCUGAGAAGGCCGGCAUCUCCACAGGCCAAUUUGGUCUCGCUUGGUGUUGCCGAUGCAUGGCAGGACUUGGCGAGAUUUGUGGAGGAGUGGGAUGCACUCCGCGGGAAGAUCGGUGGGCUCCAAGGAUCCAGUGGGCUUCUCGGGGUGCGCGAGGCGAGCCUUCCGCUAGAUGACGAGGAGAUGGAGUCCAAAGUGACAUCGCGCGCAAUGUCGCGCAUGAGCUCCAAGCACUCAGCUGAAACUGGCAUCACCGGCGAUGUGUGGCGCAGGCAACAGACGAUGCAGGCAAGCCAUAGGAAGCAGCGCAGGCGUCGUUUGCUUGCUCCAAAGAAGGGACUGGCUGUGCACUUUGGCCACGAAAGCUGGAACAUGGUGCUCAGCAUGAUGGUUGGAAUCCGAAUGUCUGUGGCGCGUUGCAAGCAUGAGAUACAUCGAGAGCUUCAGCCUGUGGAUUAUAUUAUGCAAGAAAAGUUUACCAUUACUCCGCGCUUGAUGCCCUACAGAGAUGAGCGGAAGACAACCCGGUUUGUCGACUUCGCGCCGAUGGUCUUCCAGGAAAUACGCUCACGAUUCGGCAUUUCGGAGGAAGAAUAUUUGCGAUCAGUGGGCCCCGAGCAGCUCUUGGGGAAUCUGGUUUUGGGAAACCUGUCAUCGUUGUCCGAGCUCUCGUCCGAAGGAAAGAGCGGUGCCUUCUUCUAUUACACGGCGGAUGGCAAGUACAUGAUGAAGACCGUCACACCCAAGGAAUUCGUACUUCUGCGAAAGAUGCUCAAAGGGUACUCGGAUCACAUCAAAGAAAACCCCGGCACGCUGGUGGUUCGUUUUUUGGGCCUCCACUGCUUGAGGGCGCAGAAGUCGCGGAGGCCAAAGAAGAACCUGUACUUCGUUGUCAUGGCUAACAUGUUCAACACUCCCUGCGAAAUUCACCGACGGUAUGACCUGAAGGGCUCUUGGGUGGGAAGGGUGACAUUGCCGGAGAACCGAAAUUCCCAUAUUGCCCUCAAGGAUGUUGACUUCCAGCAAGCCAACGAGAAGAUUAUUGUUGGCAAGGAGCGCAAGUCGCUGCUGGCGCAGAUUCGCCGCGACAGCGAGUUUCUGGCCAGCAACAAUAUCAUUGACUAUUCCCUCCUUCUGGGAAUCCACGACAAGGACAGCGCUCUUGCUGUACAGGCCAAAGGCGAAGUGCUUGGCUUUGUGUCCGAGGAUUCCAGGACGAUUUACUUUAUGGGCAUCAUUGAUAUCCUGACUCCAUUUGACAAGAUGAAGAAGCUGGAGCACACGCUCAAGGCUCUUCGUCACGAUUGGCAUGGCGUUUCCUGCUGUCCACCGUCAUUUUACGCGAGCCGCUUCUGCAAUUUCAUGGAGCGUGCAUUUGGUUAG